Molecule: messenger RNA, 1194 nt
Organism: Saprolegnia parasitica CBS 223.65
Lineage: Eukaryota; Oomycota; Saprolegniomycetes; Saprolegniales; Saprolegniaceae
Exons: 1
Coding region: 1-1194 (397 amino acids)
Cellular component (GO): lysosome
Molecular function (GO): cysteine-type endopeptidase activity
Source: RefSeq, a predicted model, not a curated record
AUGCGCUUCCUUCGUGUGCUUUUCUUGAUGACCAUCGUUCUUCUCGCGUGGGUGAUGACCGUCGACGCGCUCAACAUCUCGGCCCACGAGCGCGAUGAGCUCACGCGCGACUUGACGCGCUGGCAAAAGAAGUUUGGCCAUGACGACCACGUGCGCGCAGCCAUGGCUUUGGUGCGAGGGACCGUGACGACCGACGAUCUUCUUUGGCGAUUGAAGGCGGCCAAGGACAAGCUUCCGGCUCUGCAGGCGGCCAACCCGUACGCGACCUUUAGCCACUUGACCAAGUUUGCGCUGCUCUCGGACAACGAGUUUGCGCAGUUCGCGUCAUCGCCAUCGCCGGUGCCACCACCGGUAGCUCUCCCAGCGGCCGCCACUUUGAGUCGCAGUGCUGUCGGCGGCAUUGUCGUGAGCGUGGUCGACUGGACCAAGCAGUCAGUUUGUGUCGCGCCAGCGAAAUGGAUCGGCAAGUGUCGAAGCGAUUGGGCGAUUAUGGCGGCGGCGGCCGUGUCGUCGGCGCACUGUCUCGCAACCGGCGAAGCCAUCGAUCUCUCGGUACAGCAAGUGCUCAGCUGCACGUAUAUGGGCGGCUCGGAGAGCUGCUCGGGCCCCGGAACUCCAUUCGAUGGCAUGCAGUGGCUGGUCCGGCAGUCCAGCGCCUUGUGCACUGGGUCGGCGAUCCCAUACACCUCGGGCCACUCGGGCGUCGCGCCGUUUUGCAGCGACAACGCCGAGUGCGCCGGGUCGAUUUCUCUCCAGGUCGGCGUGGCCGUGGAAGCGCGUGGCGAGGCCGCGCUCGAGAAGCAGCUGCAGAAGCAGCCUGUCGUGGCGCACGCGACGACCAACAACUACGCGUGGCGACUGUACAACACUGGCGUCCUCUCGUGGUGCCCGCGCGGCCGCCUCGACCAAGCCGUCCUCGUCGUGGGCUACGGCACCGAAACCUCUGGCUCGAACGACCCGCCCGUCGGCUUCUUCAAGGUCCGCAACGCGUGGGGCCCCGACUGGGGCGAGAACGGUGACAUUCGCCUCGCGCGCGGUCCCGGCUCCGGUGAUUUCGGCGCAUGCGAGGUUGCGGCGCGCCUCACCUACCCGACGCUCGUGCCUUUAGAGGCGCCAGUCUCUGGUGCGAGAUCCACCAAGGCGCCGCGCAAGCCGACAUCACCGCCUCCCGCGACCGACGACACAUACCAGUAG